Protopolystoma xenopodis is the source of this 1734-nucleotide messenger RNA. Lineage: Eukaryota; Metazoa; Platyhelminthes; Monogenea; Polystomatidea; Polystomatidae. The record is from the annotation of a GenBank genome assembly.
AUGUAUGUUCUUCGUGAGCGACCUACUCCAUUAUAUAGCCUUACAACAGUUGACAACGUUGCUGAUGGUGCAAAAGAUGGAGUUGUUUCUUCUGUAACACGAGAUUCUGACGGAAAUUCAUUCAUUUCAUUAAAUUAUACUCAAUUUCCACACUCAGAAGUAGAAUUAGAUAACUUAACUGAGUUUAAUACGGCACAUAAUCGACGGAUUUCAUCACUUACUGAUAUGUCUGCUGGUGCGGACGAUGCUAGUAGGCGAUCAAAGCGAAAGAGGCCCAACCAAUUCGUCCACUUCAACGACACAGACGAAGUCAUCAAUCCCGAAGAUGUCGAUCCAAACGUCGGUAGAUUUAGAAAUCUAGUUCAGGAGACUUUUAUUCCAAAUAAGAGAGCGAAGGGCAAUCACGAAGGUGCAAAUUUAGGUGUAUCCGAAAAAGAGGAUUUAAGUUUCGCCGGAGGUGCAACUAGCAAUGGCCGUCUCCUUCAGCCUUCAGCUGCCUCUUCCGUCACUUUUGCUCAGUCAGCAAGUGUUUUGCCUCUCACUCCAAGCGCUCGCCUGGCUACACGCCUUGGUCUUCCCCUUCCAAACUUAGCCCCUGAGGUCGAUGAAGGGGAAGAACCUAAGUUACCGGCUUCAUUGCUAUUUUUGCAUUCUCAUGUGCACCCAAAAGAGCGUUCAAAUGCCAUUGAUUCUACUACUGGUCCCUCGAAUGCGCUGACUUCAGCUGAUAUCCUAGGCAAUAUGCCUGGGUCAGAUUUAGACCAUGUUGGACCUACAGAUACUGCUAAAAGACAGAUGGUAACUUCUUCUGUAGAGGAAAAUGCACCUAAAAAGAAAAAAUAUGCAAAAGAAGCUUGGCCCGGGAAACGGCCUGGCUUUUUGGUUGGACCAUCAGCAUUUGAGCUACUUUCUCAGCUCAUUUGUAGUUGGCGAUUUCGCCAAGCCUCAAUCGCAUCCGCGAGCUUCGUGUCCAGUGUCCUUGACAGUGGAGUAAAUCUCUUCGCCUACAAUUCAUUACCUUGUUUUUUGUGUCAAUAUUACAUCCGACGCUAUCAGAUAUUCCGCUAUAUCGGUGUACUGUGUGCUAUUCGACUACAUUUUAUAAUAAAAUUAAUGGGUUUGGUGCUCGCACAUACGGUUUUGAAGUCCAUCUUGCACCACAGGCCAUGUGAUGCCAUUUGCGUAACAUCAUUGACCUUUGUUUGUGUCUCUCCACUAUUCCUUGGCAGCGGAGACCUCGUAUUGGCUCUUGAUUCACGAAGUGCUCGUCUUGAUGAAGCAGCACUUGUGAUUUCUGGACUCCGUUCACAAGAAUCCAAACAGCUUUCUGAAAUCGCCUCAGAAGACGCGAUCUCGCCUAUCCGAAUUUUAUCCGGUGCGGCCUCAACCCCAGUCCCAUAUUCAUCCACUUUUGGCAUUAGUGAUCUUGAGUUGGAUUCUCUAACGUUCACAUCGAGCGUUGUCGACCCGGAAGAUGACGAUUUUUUUGUCUCAGCCGAGGAGGAUGAUGCUCAUGCCCAGCACCAUCUUGAUAAACAUGAGAUAGAGAAAUAUCACUCUGAAAUGCAGCUUCAUACCAACGAACGUCUUGAAGCAGAUAUCUUACCAAAUCACCUGGGCAUGGCUGCUUCUAUCGAUUCCAGACGGAGGGCUUUUCGUCGCUCUUUAAUUAGUUUCAAGCGAUCUCCUUCAUUAGCUCAGGGUAAGCAAAUGGGUGGCGUAUUCCCAAUAUAG